Penicillium cosmopolitanum is the source of this 816-nucleotide messenger RNA. RefSeq names its product MFS general substrate transporter. Bases 1 to 816 code for a protein of 271 amino acids. Gene Ontology annotation, biological process: transmembrane transport; spermidine transport; spermine transport. Lineage: Eukaryota; Fungi; Ascomycota; Eurotiomycetes; Eurotiales; Aspergillaceae. Gene Ontology annotation, molecular function: spermine transmembrane transporter activity; spermidine transmembrane transporter activity. The transcript has 2 exons. The record is from RefSeq and is a predicted model, not a curated record.
AUGCAAGAGUUUCAGGUUGGAAAGACGCUAGCAAUAGCGCCAAUUACAUUCUAUGCGAUGGGUUUUAUUGUUAGACCGAUGUGCACGUCGGCCUUAUCAGAGGAGUUUGGACGACAGUACAUCUACAAAGCCUCCCUACUUCUUCAUCUUGUUUUCACAGUCGUUGCGGCUUCUGCGAGGGAUUUUCGAACAAUCGCUGUGGGCCGCGCUGUGUCAGGUCUUGUUGGCUCUCCCGCUGCAACAAAAAUACCCGAAGACAAGCUCGCAGUCCCUCUUUUCCUUUUGUAUGGUCUAGGAGGAGCCGCCGCACCAGAGAUUGGCCCCGUCAUCGGCGAGUCCAUUGUUGCUUCUUACGGCUGGCGAUCGACUUUUUGGCUUACAGCAAUACUUGUUGGUAUAUGCCUCCUGGCCAUGUCGUUCGUACCUGAGACCUAUGAGCCUGAAAUCAGACGGAAGAUGCUAAACCUGCCGCAUGAGAAUUGGCGCAAGACUCUUGGACCAGCCUUUGUUCGACCUUUCCGCAUACUAAUCGCGGAGCCCAUCAUCUUCCCUACGACUCUGAUAGUUACUAUGAGCCAAGUCGUAAUUUUCAUUCUUUAUGAUGGCUUUCCGAUCAUUCUCCAGGAGAAUUAUGGAUUCUCUACUUACCAGGUCGGCCUGGCAUUCCUGUCGCUAUUGCUCGGCACAUUGCUCACUGCACCAACUCUCGCGUUCCUGAAUCGUCGUAAACGUCCGGUUGUCGACACAGUUCCCGAGGACAGUCUUGACGGAGCAAUGGUUGCAGCUAUAAUUUUCCCGACGAGCUUGUUCUGGUAG